AUGCCUUUCGCAACCGAACCGAUGCGCAGGUAUCGUUUGCCCUUUAUUCAUUUAGUUCAGAGAACAUUUCGUGAAAUAUUCUUCCUUAAAGAAUUUGGCAAUCAUCCUAAUAUUGUGAAGUUACAUGGUAUUUUCAAAUCACAUAACAAAAAUGACAUCUAUUUGGUUUUUGAGUUUAUGGGUUUGUUGUUAGCCUUUAUAAUUCAUUUGCUCCAAGAGACGGAUUUGCACAAUGUGAUUAAACGUGGGAACAUUCUUUACCCAGUACACAAGCAAUUUGUUAUGUACCAGCUGCUCAAAGCCCUCUGUUAUCUUCAUUCCGCUGAGGUUAUCCAUCGGGACCUGAAACCCUCAAAUGUGUUGAUCGACUCCAAUUGCUGCGUAAAACUCUGCGACUUUGGCCUAGCACGCUCUUUAGCGUCGCGGGCCUUGUCCGAGAAGCCACAAGAGGAAUGUCAGCAAAACAUGGCCCCUCCUUUGACCGAGUAUGUGGCCACUCGUUGGUAUCGAGCGCCGGAGAUACUUCUCGCUUGUGGGCACUACACUAAAGGCGUCGAUCUAUGGUCUCUUGGAUGCAUUCUAGGGGAAAUGCUACUUGGUAGACCGCUUUUCCCUGGCUCCUCGACUAUCAACCAAAUAGAACGGAUUAUCGCUGGCCUUCCUACUCCCCCCUCGAGACAGGACACUGAGAGCAUAAGGAGUCCAUACAGUUCACAUAUUCUCUCACGGGCAAGUAUAAAGCAACGCAAACCGAUAACCAUGAUGCUACCGUUGACUGCAGAUAAGAGUGGUGUCGAACUAAUGACACUAUUUCUUCAGUUCAAUCCUCAGAAACGAGCGAGUGUAUGUGAAGCCCUUGAACAUGAGUAUGUUAAGAGAUUCAGAAAUUCAACUGAACAUUUAAUGAAGAUGUCUGCGCCCUUAAGAACCCCUGUAGAUGACGACGUCCAACUCUCAAUCCGUGAGUACCGAAAACGUCUCUAUCAGAUGGCUGCUGAGAAUUCAAGAGAAUUUAAUGGAAAUAGCCAGAGCCAAGGACAGAAGAAGAGGAUGUCUGACCAUAAAAAUUUGCAUAAAAAUUCUCGUAACAUUUCCCCUUCCAAUGACACUGCGAAUUUCGGUCAAGUUGCUGAGAAGAAUCUUCCACCUAUUCAGAAAUCGGACAGCCCUGAAAAGUCGAAAUCCGUCGGUAACACAAAUCAUACUGUUGUUGAGGUCAGUGUAGGUGGAGAUAGCCCACCCCGCGAGAGCCCAGACGUACCAAAUACCGCGUCUACGCCUGAGUCGGUCAUGACUGACCCAAAUCAGUGUUUCUCAAACGCGGAUCUGAAAAGGCAGCCAACCUCCGUGGGUGUUUCAAAUCCCAUCUUACAAAACGAGGAUCGAAGUAAAACAGCACUAAUCUCAAAAGAAACUUUUCGGACCAUUCAACCAUCUGCAGCUGCAUUUCAGUGCACUGCUCCAACACCAGAGGUGACUCAGUCCAAUCAAUUCGAUCAUACUUCCGGCAAGACCAAACCCCGAUCUGAUUGUUUGUCCACAACAUCAACACUCAUGGAGAGAUUCAGCGAAAGCAGGAACGACCAGUUUACCACAAAGCAGUCAACUUUAACGUCUUUGCCGCCAUCCUACUUUUCUCACUAUACACUUCCACCAAUUCAAAGGAGUAAAAAACUCAUCACGCCUUCAAUUACCUCGCAGCAAAAGGCACCAAGCGCUAGUAUUCAUGCCAGUCCGGUAGCUACGAGACUUCGAGUGCCUUUACCAACCACAUUAGUCCAGCCUGAGGAUGGCCUCUACAAAAAAUCGGUCUACAUUACAAACACAAAGACAAGAGUGGCCUGUCCUGUUGGGCAAUUUGGUGGUUUCUACGGGCCAGGAAUCAAACUUCGACACCCUUUGCACCCACAUCUCCAGUCAUCUCCUGCCCACCGAAGCCGGGACCUCCAAAUAGCUGCAAUGAAGCCGAAUUUGGCAGAGGCUACGAGAGUGAUUGGGACUUGGAAGCACUGA
Mesocestoides corti is the source of this 2013-nucleotide messenger RNA. NCBI's taxonomy places the organism in Eukaryota, Metazoa, Platyhelminthes, Cestoda, Cyclophyllidea, Mesocestoididae. The record is from the annotation of a GenBank genome assembly.